AUGCUAUCCCUUCAUCUUCUCACCGCUUGUCUUUUCUUUGUUGUGGCGCAGGUCGCCGGCAACAAUGAACGUCAUCUGAUUACUUUCAACAAGAUCGACCUCGGUAAUCUGGCUGCGCUGGAAAUUUUGAUGCAUAGGGGCGGCUACACUCAUGUUCACAUCAUUUUGAGCGGUAUUUACCACGUUGAUGCUGCCGUCGGGCAUUUCCAUCACUGGAAUCAAGCCGUUGGCAAGCAAAGGUCGCCUAAGACCGAACCAGCGGUCAUCACGUACGGUGGCCGCCCUCUUGAUCCGGGUGACCUGGGCGAAUGGUACGAAAACUCCUUCCUCGGAAUAGCCCAACGGCCAAACAAGGCCAGCCUCAAUGAGAUGAAGUUCGUCGCAGGUGCUACCUACGACAUUCACCAGGUGGUGCCCACAAGCCUGAAAGACCACCAAUGGUUGAAUGAUCAAAUCCUUGAACUUGAUGGCAUUAUCAAUCGCGUCUUCAUACAGCAUGGCCGCGACACGGAGAUUUUCGGCAAUGUUGGGCUCCCGCUUCACAAUGAACUCGAAAAAAUUUACAAGCACGCCAGGAACAUCGUUGUCAUUGGCACGAAGUCGCUCUCGCCAGCCGAAACUUCCGUCGCGCUGGACAAGCUCGACUUUAGGCUGCCUAAUCAGCACCUCGACAGGGCGUCAAAGGAUGCGUCAAAGGAUCCUUUCGUGGCCAACACAUUGCUUCGUGUCAGCAAGCUGCUCCAUGGCAUAUACGCAGAAUUAAUGUUUCUGCCCAAAGAUUUGCAGGAAAAUUUACGUAAAUUCGAGCCAAACGAGAACGUGCGCCUUGUCGAUCUGGUCCGCGACAUUGUCCGUGAAGGUCUGAAUGGUCACAAUAAGAAGGUGAAAGAGAAGCUCGAAGAAUGGGUCCCGGGAGCAAAAGACAUGCUUAAAAAAAAACUAAACAUCUCACUGGAGGUGCACCAGCGCAAGUAUUUAAAAAUGCUCUCGAAUCGUUUGGAUGGAAUUGCGCUCAAGCUCGGGCACAAGAAACCAAAGGAAGACGAGGUUGAAUUUGCCGAACCCAUGUUCGCUGCUGCUCUCUUCUCGGAAAAGUACGAACCGCAGCCUUUUGUGCCCGAAGAAGAGAGCGAAGCUUCAGCCUCUUCCUCUAGCGGUGGCCACGGAAGUAGAGCCGAUCACGGAGAACCCAGGCAAGAAAUUGCCGUCCCAAUCAAGGCCGUGGUCUAUGAAGAUCUCCCCAGGAAAGAGCUGCUCAAGGAGGCUCUAACCUACUUUACUCAAGAGAAAUACUUCGGAUCCUAUAAGACGCUUCGUCUUGAGGAGGCCCAAAGUGCCCCGAAACCCGUUGGUUCAAUCGAGCAACGUCGUCAUAAACAUUCAUCUUCAGCUUCGGGUGUCUCUUUCUAUCGCUAG
Messenger RNA from Acaromyces ingoldii, 1416 nucleotides. RefSeq lists its product as hypothetical. Lineage: Eukaryota; Fungi; Basidiomycota; Exobasidiomycetes; Exobasidiales; Cryptobasidiaceae. Bases 1 to 1416 code for a protein of 471 amino acids. The transcript has a single exon. The record is from RefSeq and is a predicted model, not a curated record.